GGGAACCCUCGACUCGGAGCCCUAAGCCGUUCACCGGUGAAGCCCCAGCCAAUCGGGGCGUUAAGCAGUCUAGACCUUGGCAUUUGGGCUUCUUUCACUCGUUGGUUCAGGCACGAGGCCGCUUUGGGAAUGGUUUGAUUAAGCGCGCGCAAGGGGCGCUUGUUUGGGGGGGAGAAUUAACACCGGAGAACCUCCUUUUUGUGGUUGUCUUGAAAGUCCGGGGAACUCGUUCUUGUCAUUAGCACGGUUUCGGCUGCUGUACCUUUUGCUGCCCUGCUGCAGCCUUGUUUAUUGUUGUGUUUGUUGUGAAAUUUCAAUAUUACUCUGAGAGUAUAUUCUUUUCUUCUUUCUCUUUAUUUUUUGUUCGCCUUGUUGCCCGACCUUCGACCAGCCCCGUGCGCCUCACUGCUGUACAGUUGUCAAAUAAACCCCCCCCCCGCCGUCGCUGUUUGUGGCCCUGCCAAUCUUUAAUAUCCGCCUCUUCAUGUCCCUCGCGCCUAAAUCUCCGCAGUAUUCUUUCAUUUGACGCACGCACUAGGCCUUUGCGACCUUCCAUUCUUUAUCAGGACCUUGGAGAGCGUCAAGUUAUUUCCUCCCGUUUCAUUUGACCCCAGUCUUCACGACUUAAAUGAAUCGCUCGUUGGCUCUGUUCUCCGCGCCGCUUCACUUUCAUCCUUAAGUCGACAGUGAAAACUCACACAAUAUGACGCGCCCCCGAAUUGUUCGCGCUGAUACUCUUGAUCUUCAAGACCAGCAUGCACCCUCGGCUAAAGAUCAUUCGAAACAGAAUAUUAUCGUAGGCAACGGCUUUGGGCCCCACCAGGAGCAAUCCAUUCGGCAUGCCGAUCAAGAUACGAGAGAAGAAGUGAUGCAUGGGCCCGGGACCGAAGAAAAUCACCUAGCCGCCGAUGAAUAUCGCGAUGGCAUCGAUAUAUAUGACGACGACGAUGAUUUGGACGACGACCUAGGGCAUAGUCAGCACGUUGGAGGCUCAGAAGAUGGUGACUUAGCAGACGGAGAAGGUGACGAUGAUUUGUUGGAUGAUGAUCUUAUGGAUAAAAUCUCGAGCUCCCCAUCUAUCGACGACGAGGAUAUCGACUUCGAGUUUGUUUAUGCGCUUCACAACUUCGUGGCAACUGUUGAUGGACAAGCCAACGCGGCAAAGGGUGACACCAUGGUCCUUCUGGACGACAGUAACAGCUACUGGUGGCUUGUUCGCAUCGUCAAAGACGGCAGUAUUGGGUAUCUGCCUGCUGAGCACAUUGAGACGCCAACCGAAAGAUUGGCAAGAUUAAAUAAACACAGAAAUGUCGAUCUUUCCGCGACCAUGCUAGGAGACAACUCGGAAAAGUCUAAGAAUCCGCUGAAGAAAGCAAUGCGCCGUAGGAACGCGAAGACCGUAACCUUUACGAGCCCAACCUACAUUGAAGCAUCUGACAUAGAGUUUUCGACGGAUGACGAACUGGACGAUGUUGCUUCUUUGACCGAUACGGAUGGAUUGCAAGGGGAUGUUGACGACUUGCAAGAGAGUGAGCAUGAGGAUAUUGUUGUCGAGCCUCUGAGACCGAAGCCGCAAAGAGACAAAGCAAGCGAGGAUUUGGAAACAGUGCACGAAGUCAAAGAAUCUGAUCGGGCCAGCCCCGAGAAACAACGAUCUAGUGUGGAGUUGUUGGAGUCUGAAGCAGAAACAGCUGUCAGCCGGUCAAGAAACGGGACUGUGCGUAACACAGACUCAUUCUUCAAGGAUGACACCGUUGAGACGAAGAAGAUCUCCCUUACACCAAACCUCCUCCGCGACGAGGUUGGAAGUAGUAGCGUUGCAAAUGAAGCAAGAGAGGUAGGAUACACUCCCAUCAGCUCUGCAAUUGGAGGGGUUGCUGACAAUGUAUCAAAUCGCAAGACCCGUGGGAGCAUGGAGGCUGUCGAGAAAGCUCUCAGCGCAUAUGAUAAGAACAAGGACGACAAGAAGCGCAAAGACAAAAAACCAGGGAUGCUCAGCGGCUUAUUCAAGAGAAAGGACAAAAAGACUAAGGCAACCGAAGAAGAGACCGAUGAGGCAGAAAAGGUUUCGGGUGAAUUGUCUCGAUCUUCGCCACAACCCAAGACAUCAUCAGAAUCUGUAUCGUCUCCGGAGUCCAAAUCUCCUAACCCUCUCGCGGUACAGAAACAGGCCAGCAAACUGCAAAAGCAGUCUCCGGUUGUCCAGGCUCCUUCAAGGAAUGGUGUGGAGCAGGAACGGGCGGCACAGAGAUCACUGGAGGCUAAUGAUGAUGUGAACGUUGUGCAGAGCCAGAGGAACGAGCAAACGAUACGCCAAGUAGCGUCCGAGGACGAUAUUACACAGUCCCCUGUCUCAACUAAUCCUCAGCAAGACCAAUCGUUGUCCUCUCCCAUUCGGACAUCAAGCCCUCUGAAGAAACUCAACACUGCACAGCCAACUUCGGGAGGUACGGUAGCAUCUCCUACCGGGCCUCAAUAUUCUCAACACUCUGUUACCUCUCCACCGCAGAAUUUUCCUCCAAGGCAGGAUGUGGGAUACCAAGGCCUCCGUGGAGACUCCCCGGUGGAAGUUUCUCCAGUGGAUAUCUCCCCAGUGGAAGACCCAUCUUCACCGGGUGCACCGGGAAUGACGAUGGAUCCAUCAUCACCUGGAGGCUUCUCCGUCUCCCCGGUAUCCCCGCCUUUGUCUCCAGCUGUCGAGAGCAAUGGUAGCAGGAAUCUUGAUGCAGAUAGAACGUCGUUCGACGUAGGGUCGACCGAUACGCCUACAUGGAGCGAUGCUAGCCUGCGAUCCUAUCUCGACGAUGAAAGCGAUAUCCGCGAUCUGUUCAUCAUCGUCCACGAUAACUCUAAUGUUCCCCCUGCUGGCCCUGAUCACCCAAUUACUGGUAGCCUGUUUAAGGAGGAGAGCAAGCGACUGAAGGAAAUGAACAGUCAGUUGGAUUCGAUGCUAUCUGAAUGGGUAGGCCGAAAGAUGCGGAAGUCCAUAAGCCAAUGAUCGUGUCGCUGGGCCUUAACAGACGUUUCUCGCUUAAACGUCUAGUCAUUAUGAAAGUUCUAUGUUUGCCAGGAGCUAACAAUGUGCUGGACACAUGACUCUGGUUGGGCCAUAUUAUCCCAUUAUUCUCUGUGUUUUCCAGGUUAUUUACACGAUCUUGUGUUCUACUUGUCUGGUCUCUGAAGCGCUCAAUGCGCGGCAGUGCAGGACUACAUAUGGAAGACCUAGAAUUUUUGUCUCUAGACUACAGAGGUCUGUUUUUAUCUUCGGGCUCUGCUCCCUUAUUUGCGAUACCGCCAGCCGAGGGUCUCGUCUUUAUUUUCCUUUGUGUGUUUUUCAAGCUCUCUUUCCUAUGUCUAGCGAUUCUGUUUCCCACAUAACAAAGCCUAUGGGAUACCCCAAGUCACACACAUCUUCUGUCGACUACAUAUUUUUUCUUUGCCUGUGAUUUGAUACUAUAACUAGCGAAUAUUACGAAGAUAUGUUCAUUUUUGAAAUUGGUACGAAGUAGGCCGUACAUCAAUCCCCGCCAGUACUGAGCGCCGCCGCCAA
Messenger RNA from Aspergillus pseudonomiae, 3550 nucleotides. Its product is annotated as SH3 domain-containing protein. The record is from RefSeq and is a predicted model, not a curated record. Lineage: Eukaryota; Fungi; Ascomycota; Eurotiomycetes; Eurotiales; Aspergillaceae. Gene Ontology annotation, cellular component: microtubule cytoskeleton; cell tip. Gene Ontology annotation, molecular function: protein binding. Bases 704 to 2998 code for a protein of 764 amino acids. The transcript is spliced from 6 exons. Gene Ontology annotation, biological process: establishment or maintenance of actin cytoskeleton polarity.